AAAAUGCAUGACAUCUUGCAUGUGCUGCAUGAGGCCGGCAUGCCCUGAAGCCACUCUGUAUGCUUUAAUUUAGCUUCGAAAACGAUUGGGUGCCCGGCUAGGCAGACGCCCGAGCACUAUAUACGAAGCCUCAUUUGCCUAUAACUUACUGCAAAACAUGCGCUGAGUCGAUAGGUGUAGUCAUUGCGUAUAAAAAGGGGAGCACCACCCUUCGAUCUAGUUUGGCGACAAUUCGCAUCAUCACGUAUAUAUUUCAAUCCUCCAUUGGUGUAAAUUAAUAUUUAGACUAUGGAACCUAGCUUAAAUACCUAUAAGGCAACGGGCACCGCAAACAACACAGUAUUACCUCAAGCUGUUUCCACUCGUUGUCCACGCGAGGAUGAUGCGUCGACUCUCCAGAAUGAUGACCAAGAGGCAGACUUGAAUGCGGUCGCCAUGGAAAAAAAGACAGCUCAUUCGGCAAACUCUCGAAUCAACAGCCGUAUUUCUAUGAUUGUAUUCGAAGCCUGGGAGGUCAUCUCUGUACGGCCUACCAUCGAGCUGACAGCUUUCAAGCGCAUCCUUGGUAUGAAAUUUGUUUCCAGUUACAAGACAAUGAAAGACGGUUAUACGGGAGUUCGGGCGAUGCCAUCAUACUCCCAAGUCGAGCUGGCGCACAUGGUUGCUACGGCAGAGGACGACUGGACUGCUCGAUAUUGUGGCCUCGGGCGUUUCGUAAACUCAGACACGUAUGGCCAAGAUUUGGCAAAACGUAUCUUUGAGCUCCCAGGCUGCCUCCCAUCCAAGCUUGGCGCCCUCUUAGACUGCCGUUACGUCGCAACCAAUAGGAACCCCCAUGUUCGGCGCGAAUGGAAAAUAGUCUUGCUGGAGCCUAUCGCCAAUGCUCUGACGGAUGACGGACAGCAACCAUGUAACCAUGGAUCUCGGAAGAAGGGCUGCAGUGAACAGAAGUACCCUGUUCAGAAGUGGCUGGUAGUUCUUCGCGGACGAGACGCCAGAGUCAGCGAGAGAGCCUUCCAGGCAUUCAACACGAUGUCUAACCCAUGGUUCAAGGUGGACGAGAGACCACACAGCGGUAUAGGGAAUACUACGGAACAGCACAAGGAGUCAGGGGGUCAGCAAUAGAGCCAGAAGUGGAUGGAAAUGGACCUAUGCCGAUAGGCAUUAUUGCAUUUCUUGUCAGCCGAUUGAAGCAGCAUUUCACUCUCCUUAUCUCUCGGCCGUCAGGCUUGUCAUUCUCGUUGUCUCCACGUCGCGAUCAUUCAUGUAAGUAAGAUGUAAGAGCUCACACGCAGCCCAUAAUAUAAACCAUAUUGUCUGGUUCACCAAUAAGAAGAUCUUGGGGUUCCCCUCUCGGUGGUAAAAGAAUGCACGUCAUUUCGCGGAUACGGUGACAUUCUCAUAUGUUCGGAUCGCGGCAGCUUGAUAUGCCACCCCCGCAGUCUAAUUCAGCUCCAUUAUUUUCGGUGACGAGACAAAGUUCCACAGGGGCUUGAACAGAAGUUCCAGGCAUACCAAGGUGAAGCCAAAAAGAACAUAUUAUGUUGAGUUUGAAGAUGCAGAAACUGAUGGAGAGGUAGGUAUCGAUGGUAGGGUCGCAUUCUUGGCGUUGGUAACCACACAGCUUCAGCUAAUAAGCCCG
Messenger RNA from Xylaria bambusicola, 1642 nucleotides. RefSeq lists its product as uncharacterized. The record is from RefSeq and is a predicted model, not a curated record. The coding region runs from base 289 to 1125 and encodes 278 amino acids. Lineage: Eukaryota; Fungi; Ascomycota; Sordariomycetes; Xylariales; Xylariaceae. The transcript is spliced from 2 exons.